AUGGAAUUGCAACUAAUCUCACAAUUAUUACUAUUUUCCAAUGAAAGUGAACUGAAUAAAUCCAGUUACUGUAAUGAAACCUUACACUGUAGCUAUAUAACUGAAAACCAAAGUGACAGCCAUUUUUACAGUAUCAGCCUCUUUCUAUCUUGCCUGUAUACAGUUUUUCUAUUUCCCAUAGGCUUCAUUGGAAAUGGAUUAAUCCUGGUUGUAAACUUGAAUGAUCAUAAGAAAAUGACCAUCCCAGAUCUCUAUUUUGUAAAUCUUGCUGUAGCUGACCUGAUCCUUGUAGCAGAUUCCCUCAUUGAGGUCUUCAACCUGAAUGACAAGUACUAUGACAUAGCCAUUCUGUGCACCUUCAUGUCCCUGUUCCUGCAGAUCAACAUGUACAGCAGUAUCUUCUUUCUCACAUGGAUGAGCUUCGACCGGUACCUUGCCCUGGCACAAUCGAUGAAGUCUGGCACACUCCGAACAUUGCAGCAUGCAAAAUGGAGCUGUGGCCUGAUCUGGUUGACAUCUAUCCUGGCUACAAUGAUGCCUUUUGCUGUGGUACAAGUGCGUCACACAGGGGAAGUUCACUUUUGCUUUGCAGAUGUUACAGAGAUUCAAUGGUUGGAGGUAACUCUUGGGUUUGUCAUACCCUUCUUCAUCAUUGGACUCUGCUAUUCACUGAUUGUACGGAUUCUCACAAAAGCCCAGAAGCACAACCGCCUUUGGCCAAGACGUCAGAAGGCCCUUCGCAUGAUUGUUGUGGUUGUUCUGGUUUUCUUUAUCUGUUGGUUACCUGAAAAUGUCUUCAUCAGCCUUCAGCUCCUACAAGGCACAAACGAUUCAUCAGUUUCUCUCAAGAAAUCAAUGGGCCACUAUUACCCACUUACACGUCAUAUUGUCAACCUGGCUGCUUUUUCUAACAGUUGUCUGAAUCCUAUUAUUUAUAGCUUUCUCGGGGAAACGUUCCGAGACAAGCUUCGCCUUUACAUGAAAAGGAAAGCAAGUGUAUCUACAGUUUACCGGCUUUGCAACAACACUUUGAACUGGAACAUUCCUGUAACCGUAGAGGAGUCUUUUGCAUAGCAGAUGAAAUCUCUAUAAGCACAAGUAAUUAAAAGGAGGCCCAAAUUGCAUUCGAAUUUGUUUAAUUAUAAUUUUCAGUUUGGCCAGUUGAAAGCAAUGGUUCCAGAGCCAUCAACUUCAAAGUGAGUUGGUCUAAGCACAAUAAUGGAACUCAACUCCAAUAUAAUCACUAGGAGGAAGUUGGUCGAAUGCAUUUGGGUAAAGUUGAGAGCAACCUCUUUCUAAGUUUGCCGCAUUCACCACACUGUUUACUCAUAUGGAAACAAUCAAC
Molecule: messenger RNA, 1345 nt
Organism: Rhincodon typus (whale shark)
Lineage: Eukaryota; Metazoa; Chordata; Chondrichthyes; Orectolobiformes; Rhincodontidae
Gene: gper1
Product: G protein-coupled estrogen receptor 1
Exons: 1
Coding region: 1-1074 (357 amino acids)
Biological process (GO): G protein-coupled receptor signaling pathway
Cellular component (GO): membrane
Molecular function (GO): G protein-coupled receptor activity
Source: RefSeq, a predicted model, not a curated record